UACAUGUCCUGCUGAAGAAGACGCAGCUGCCUUCCUUCCGUCUCGCUACAGUAGAUUUCCACAUGGCUUCCUCGUUGAUAUAGUUCCUAAAGAGUUUCCGAUGUUGGGAUCUUCGGAGGACAAAUCGAAGAUCCGACAGUUCGUAGACAUCCAAGGCGACGGAGGAAGGUGCCGCGCCGCCCUCUACGACGUGCUCGGCCGAUUUCUCGCCCAAAUCUUUUUUCCGAACUCCGAAGUCCGCGCCCCGUUCGUCCAGAGGAUCAACCGAUCCGUCAAGGAGAAUGCCGACGAUUUCAAGGAGGCAUCCAAGGACUUUGCCCAGGGCGUCGUCGCUUGGACUCGCCGUGGCGGCGCAUGGCGCGCCAUCAUCGUCAUUUCCGCUGGAGCGAUUAUUCUGGUGGGACUGACGGGAUUGUUGGCGUUUACGAUCUUCUUCUGCGCGGCCACCAUUAACGCGCUUGUGAUCUCUCUGCUGAUGUCGCUAGCGGCCGCCGGCGGUUUUAUGGCUCUGUUUCUUGCAUGCGUGACGGCAAUUUAUGUUGGGGCCCUCUUUGUUGCCGUUUGCACCGUCUCUACGAUCACAUUCAUCACCAUCUUUGCCGUUCUGGUGACAACAGGUGAUUCUCUGACCCCUAAAAGAGAAAAAGAAAGAAUUACGUUUUUUUUUUAUGCAUGA
This is a messenger RNA of Nymphaea colorata (pocket water lily), 676 nucleotides long. RefSeq lists its product as uncharacterized. NCBI's taxonomy places the organism in Eukaryota, Viridiplantae, Streptophyta, Magnoliopsida, Nymphaeales, Nymphaeaceae. The transcript has 3 exons. The record is from RefSeq and is a predicted model, not a curated record. Bases 101 to 676 code for a protein of 191 amino acids.